AUGGUGCUGCCAUCAAUCUCGUGCCCAAUCGACCUAAUUUCUUUGAGGCCUCCUUCCCUGCUAAGGAGGGUCGUCGCAACACACGUAAAAAGCCAUUUCAGACAACCACUCAGGCAUUCUACAUCAUCAUCAGCUGGCUCGAUCAUGUCUGCCCAACCUACCAACAACGCCUCAAGAGUUCUAUGUGAAGAAACCCAAUCGCCUCAACGCGACCGACAUUCCAAAUCCCUCAUGUUGAAAAUCCCUCGGUCGGCCGCUAUUAGGCUCGAUUACAUCCUUUACAUCGAGUCGGCGAAGCACCGCGAGUUGAGCAUGCGCGGGGAACUCUCCCCUGUCAAAUGGGAAAAGAUUGUUCCUCAUCCUCGACCCCCUCCAUUUCAGGCUAACAUUGUAUCGUUCACGUGGCCUCGAUUCCAGACCGAGGCCAUUAUUCAUGUGGCGGACCACAGCCUCGACCUCCGCGCAUUCCUCAUGAAGAACCACGAAGACGGGACCCUCAUCUGGAUGGGGGUCAUCAAGGAUCACCCUGACUACGGCGUUGGCGUCACGAUUGAUGGGCCGAUGGUGUUCCUUAAUUUCUCAAAUGCGGCAUACGAUGCCUUCCCGGCCUCUGUCACCGUCAAGAUAACCAUGGACAACCCAUCUAGAAAGGCUUAUGAAGAGGCCAUGAGGGCUCAUUUCGAACACCAUCGUCGCCUUUCGGAGGCAAUUAAGAAUAUCAAGGCGCAUGCCACUCCAACCGGCCCGACCACUUACACGGUUGUACACCCCUUCAAUGCCCAGCAACUCAUGGAGUUUGAGUCCUCUCACUUGAACGAGUGGGCCGAGGCAAUUGUUCAGAAUGUAGCCGGAGUCUGCCCUAGGAUGCCCCCCUCGAACAACAAUUUCGUCUGGAUCGAUGGUCGCAAGCGUGGGGCUCACAAUGCCUCAGCCUCAGACGCACCUCCUAGCAAGCGGAACACCGGGCCCGAUUUCACUACUCCACCUAACCGGUUGGCUCCUGGGAUGUCGGGCGCGGCAGCCGUUUCUGAUAAUGGCGACCUUGAUAACAUCGAGGUCAUCCCAAUCUCAUCAGGUAACACGACCCACACCCAAGUUACCACGACCGUGCAUCCGACCCCUCCCCAAGGCACCACAACCGUGCAUCCGACCCCUCCCGCUGCCGCAAAUGCGCCUUUGCCACCGGCUUCCCCGGAGUUGGAGGGUCACCACAUGGAGACAUAUCUCCAUGUGGCACAUAUCCCCAAGGCAGACAAGCUAACUCGUGCCCGCUUGUUGUCCAACGGAAUUGUACACUGGUCUUUUUUCCAAUCCUCCUCCGAGGCCGAAUUGAUCGGCAUUGGAUUCCCUAUAGGAAUCGCCCGAUUACUCAUCGAAGGCGCCGAACAACUUGCUCGGUACGAUCACAACAUGAACGUAUAUGCAGGAGGCAUGUCUCCUUCUCCUUCCCCUGAGGUCUAG
Molecule: messenger RNA, 1461 nt
Organism: Puccinia graminis f. sp. tritici CRL 75-36-700-3
Lineage: Eukaryota; Fungi; Basidiomycota; Pucciniomycetes; Pucciniales; Pucciniaceae
Exons: 4
Coding region: 1-1461 (486 amino acids)
Source: RefSeq, a predicted model, not a curated record